CGAGAGUUUCUGGAGGAAAAUACUCCUCCUCAGUCUGUGUCAGGUGCUCGAGUGAUCAUCGCGAAGGGCUGUGCUUGUGGGCAAUAUCGUCUUGAGGAGUUUUAGUGAAAAAUGGCGAGCAACACCCAAGGAAUCCAGCAAUUGCUGGCGGCUGAAAAGAAGGCUGCCGAGAAGGUUGCCGAGGCGCGAAAACGCAAGGCUCGUCGCUUGAAGCAGGCCAAGGAUGAGGCCACGGAGGAGAUUGAGAAAUACAGGGUGGAGCGAGAGCAGCAAUUCAAGGAUUUCGAGGCCAAGCAUGUAGGAUCCCGCGAGGGUGUCGCCAUCAAGAUCGAUGCAGACACCAGGGCGAGGGUGGACGACAUGAACAGGACCGUGGCGAAUCACAAGGAGAGCGUGAUCACGGAAAUCCUCAUGCACAUCCAAGAUAUUCAGCCUGAGUUGCACAAGAACUUCAAGAACACAGCCAAGUAGAGUCCUGAACGCCCUGAAACGCAUUCCGUAGACGUAGACUCAGAUUCCUCAAAUUCAAUGUACUUCUCUGUAAAAAUUGUAUAAAAAUAAACAGUAUUGUGUGAAGGGA
Molecule: messenger RNA, 580 nt
Organism: Phlebotomus argentipes
Lineage: Eukaryota; Metazoa; Arthropoda; Insecta; Diptera; Psychodidae
Product: V-type proton ATPase subunit G-like
Exons: 2
Coding region: 112-471 (119 amino acids)
Biological process (GO): proton transmembrane transport
Cellular component (GO): vacuolar proton-transporting V-type ATPase complex
Molecular function (GO): proton-transporting ATPase activity, rotational mechanism
Source: RefSeq, a predicted model, not a curated record